Messenger RNA from Colias croceus (clouded yellow), 2403 nucleotides. Its product is annotated as peptidyl-alpha-hydroxyglycine alpha-amidating lyase 2-like. Bases 125 to 1237 code for a protein of 370 amino acids. NCBI's taxonomy places the organism in Eukaryota, Metazoa, Arthropoda, Insecta, Lepidoptera, Pieridae. Gene Ontology annotation, cellular component: extracellular region; membrane. The transcript is spliced from 5 exons. Gene Ontology annotation, biological process: peptide metabolic process. The record is from RefSeq and is a predicted model, not a curated record. Gene Ontology annotation, molecular function: catalytic activity; protein binding.
UGAAAGCGAUACCCAAAGCGCGCAUGCGUUAUACACGAGCCACUUAAUAAAAGUACUAACAAUCAAUAAAAUCUCAGUAUACGGCAAACGAAUUCAACAUCAGACAAAACACGUAAUUUUCAUAAUGUUACCGAUAUUAUUGUUAUUUCUCUCUCUGUACGGUAUUAGUUGUGAUCCCGAAACGGUGAGGGAUAACUUCGACUACUUUAGCUAUGGAAAUGAAGAUAAUGUAAUAAAGAACCCCGAUUUACACGCGCCUAAAGACGACAUUGUUCUUAGACCACAAGAGGUCAAGGACUGGCCACAACAGUCUCUAAAUGUGGGACAAAUUACAGCCGUCUCGAUCAAUUCUUUGGGACAGCCCGUCAUAUUUCAUAGGGCUGAAAGAAUAUGGGACGAAAGCACUUUCAACGAAUCUAAUGUCUACCAAAACCUGGAUAAAGGACCAAUUAUUGAGGACACUAUUUUAGUUCUCGAACCACAAACAGGCUCUGUUUUACAUAGCUGGGGAGCUUAUGCGUUUUACAUGCCCCAUGGUUUAACUGUGGACCACCAUGAUAAUGUUUGGGUUACAGAUGUGGCUAAACAUCAGGUUUUUAAGUACACUCCAAACAAUCACAAAUAUCCUACACUGACGAUCGGUGAGGCGUUUACCGCUGGAUAUCCCUAUAGACGAAGAGUCCUGCUAUGCAUGCCGACGUCCGUUGCCAUCGCAACGACCGGAGAAAUCUUCGUCGCUGAUGGCUAUUGUAACAACCAAAUCCUCAAAUUCAACGCGGCCGGUACACUGCUCCUAGCCAUACCUUCCUUCGCAGAUACAUUCACCUUAAAUCUUCCACAUAGCGUGACUCUCCUAGAACAUUUAGACAUGGUCUGCGUCGCUGACAGAGAGAACAUGCGAAUCGUCUGCCCAAAAGCUGGUUUGAAGAGCUAUGCCAAGUUACUCGAACCGGCGACCGUUAUCGAGGACCCGACUUUGGGACGAGUUUUCGCAGUGACGUCACACGGCGACAUGAUUUACGCCGUGAAUGGCCCGACCGCUCAAAAUAUUGCUGUACGAGGUUUUACUGUUAACGCCCUGUAUGGUAACAUAUUGGAUUCCUGGGAACCGACUACGGGCUUCACAAACCCCCACUCGCUUGCAGUAACCCGUAAUGGAUCUCACCUCUACGUCACAGAAAUCGGGCCGAACAAAAUAUGGAAAUUCGAGUUAACAGACGUGUAUGACAGAAAAUAAAGCUUAGCUUUCAUUCCUAUAUAAAGUUUUAAAACUGAUGUAACGUGUAGAGAAUAGGGACCUGCUUAUAUGCGAAUUAAAUUCGCGCGUAGCUAUUUCACUUACCUACCUAUAAUAGUCUGUAUGUAUCCUAUCCACAAAUAUAUUAUAGAGGAACAAAAAUAAAUGUAUUCUAGUAGAUAUGCUGUAUGUUUGAUACGAAUAGAUAUUCUUAUGGCGUGGGAAAUUGCUCAGUAGAUAGAUCAGGCAAAUUUACGAAUAACGCCUCCGUUAUUUUAUAAGUUUUUUGAGAGUACCAAUCAAAAAAAGGAGCGAGCAUUUCUUCUUUACUAAUAAUUAGUUUUAUCAAGUUUUUUCAUGGAUUUAAUUCUAUAAAAAGUAUUAAAAAAAUAUUUAAGCGUUACUGUAAUCGUUUGCUGCCUAUUUAUUUUGUUACAUAUAAAUAUUACAAAAAUAUAUUAUAUCUAGAGAAGGUACUUAUAGAAAGAGGCUAUAUUAUAAUAAAUUGAUUGUUAUAAGAUAUCGUUCUCCUAAUAUAUCUUUAAUUAAAUGAAUAGGUGUUCAACUAAAGUAGUGUGUUCGUAAAAACUGACUAUUCUUGUUAAGGCGUAUAUUGUCGUACACUAAUAGAUGAUAUUUCUAUUUUAAUAUAAUAGAUGCUUGAUUUAUUUAAUACAAUAUAUAAUGUAUCGAGAUUUAUCACAUUAAUACUAAUAUUGUAUGGACAGUAUUACCACCUUGAAGUACCUAUAAAUAAAGAGCAAAUUGAUAUAUCAAAACUAUAACUAAAAAGAAUAACUUUAUAGAAAACGGUAGUAUAUUGCGAAGGUACUUUAUUAUAUUUACUAACUAUUAGUAAUUAUUCGAAUAGAUUUAAUAUUGACUGGGCACAUCGACGUCUUGGUCUCUUGGAAGUAUUUAAAUUAUAGGUCCAAUCAAAUCACGCACAGGAAUAUACGAAAAAUGUGUUUUUAGUGUAUUCCUCUAUGGUAUAUAGAGUAAAUACGUAUAUGUAGUCAUAGAUUAUGGUUUCUAUGCAAAUGUUUAUGAAUGCUUUAGAAUUUUAUCUCUCCAUAAAUAGUAUUGGAAGCAAUGUUAUCACAAUAUAUAGAUUUAAUGAAAUUUUUGGUAGAAAUAAAAAUACAUAUAUUUAAUAGUAAUGAAAA